Molecule: messenger RNA, 914 nt
Organism: Aplysia californica (California sea hare)
Lineage: Eukaryota; Metazoa; Mollusca; Gastropoda; Aplysiida; Aplysiidae
Source: RefSeq, a predicted model, not a curated record
CUCAUUGAAACGAGCGAAAGGUGUGGGGUGUGAGAGACAGGCGACAAAGAUUCUAGAUCUAGUCAAGAUCUAGAUCUAGAUCUAGAUUCCAGAGAGACGGCAACACUUUUGGUCCUCGUAUUGGAACACUAGAAAUCGGACAUGGAUAAAAUUGAACCUAGUGCGUGCAUUGGGCAUUUUAAAGCCCAACGAUGUUUAUGGGAUCCAUCAGAUCCUGCAUACAAGAACAGCGAUCUGAGGCGGAAUGCGCUUCAAAGAAUUCUUAUACAAAAUAAUGUUCCUGUGACAGACGAAAAUGUUUCAGCCUGGAAUAAAAAGUUCAACGGUUGGAUGACCAAGUACAAACAGGAGCUCCGUCAAGUAUACGAGUAUUCUUUCAAUGCAUACAACCCUGAAUGGGUCAACUUUAACCUGUUAGAUGAGUUUUUACGUCCCAUUUUCCAAAAUAAGAUCUUUAAAUGUCCAGCCACCAGCAUUGCAGCUUCAAAGCAUCCCCCACCUAGCCAAAGUGGGGUUCAUUCUCCACCGGACGGACAAACACCCAAGAAAAAGAAGAAACAGAAUCCCAGCUCGGCAGCAACCCCAGAAUCUGCACAUGCACGCUUUGGAAAAUAUAUCGCCAAUACUCUUGACAGCUUUGCCGUCGAUGACGCCACUGCAGCUGUAAGAGAAAUCCAAGCGGUCAUUACCAAAUAUGUCAUGAAGAUAUAACCCCUCACAGUGGCAUAGUUUUUUUUACAUUGUACCAACUCAUCGAGAUUUACAACAGCAGAUCUUGAAUUAUGUGUUCUGGAGGGCAGGCAAAAAUUGCCUCGGUGGGGCCUAAAAAUCAGAGGGCACCGAGGCGAUUUGCUAGGGCACCAUGGCAAUAAUUGUAGGUAAUCAUUUUGUUGAAUAAAGUUGGUAAUACUGGA